AUUGGCGAGAGGAGAAAGAACUCAUUUUGUACUCGUCUUGUUUUAAUGUUAUGUUUAACCUGGGCUGCCGAGUCUCAAGCUGAAUUAUACCCUUCCGGCACCGGCAGUGGUGAUACUGCACUCAGCAAACAGAAUGACAUUGCACAACUCGUGGCGUUGGAUAGACUCUUUCCUUUUGGUGGAAAAUACCACAGCACAUUAUAUAUAGGUGACAAUGGAGUUAUUUCUUUCGAUGACGCAGUUUCCGAAGAGGCGGAUGGAGCCAGAUUCAGAAAUUUGCCGUAUUACUACGACGUUGACGGCGACGGGCAAUUUGAGGACCCGGAUACAAUCUUUGCAUUUUGGGCCGAUGUGGAUAUUACAGGUGACGGAGGUAACGUAUAUUACCGCGUAACAAGCAGCACUACAACACUCGACCAAGCGACUGCAGACGUCCACACCUACUUCCGGAGCAAUUUCAACUUUAGAGCUCAAGUCGUCAUUGUGGUCACGUGGGACCAAGUCUCGUUUUUCGACCAAACAGGUGCCUCGGAUCCACGAAAUACAUUUCAGGCGGUCCUUAUUCACGACGGGCAGGAAUCUUUCGUCCUGCUUAACUAUGGAUCUAUCACUUGGGUCGUUGGGACAAGGAUGGAUGGAGAUCCCAAUACUGGUCUCUACACUGAUACACAACUUGGCAUUGCAAUCGUUGGUUUUCUAAUGGGUGACGGUACGAUUGUAAAAAACUUCGCCUACGAACAAGAUACACUGCGGUCAUUGAGCGCAGACAGCAACGUUGAUGUUGAAGGAGUGUAUGCGUACAAGGUUGACGGUUCUUCGGUUAUUGAUCCGGUCUGCAAUGCUGCACCUGGAGCAGAGUUGUCCAUCACACCAGCCCGGUGUGGAAUGAUGGGAGGCGAGAAAAUCUACCUCUACGGACCAUGCUGGGCGGUGGAGAAAGUUCAGACCUGUGUAUUCUCUUAUGGCGGAGAGAUCAUUCAGCAAGUCAACGCUACAGUCAACAACACCAAUGAAGCCUACUGUGUCCCAGAGCCUUUCUUUCUCGUUGGUGAAGUCACCGUCACGGUGUUAGAGGCAGGCGAUGAGCUCGCAAACUCGCCCUCAACAAUCUACUCCGUCAUUGAAAGUGGGAGAAUCACUCCAACUGUUACUAGGCGAGACUCUGAUACUUCCUCGUGGGACAAGGCCGGAAACUCCCUAGCCAUCAGUUGGGACGUAGAUCAAGAAAGCUUUGGCCCCUCCGACAGCGCCCUCUCAAUAACUGUUCUAGCAUACCGCGAGGACAACCCUAGGCCUCGAUGGGAAACCGUAUACAUGAUAACAAACGGUACGGCAGAUGAUGGCUCGUAUUCGUUCACUCCGACGGCACAGGUGGACGUGACGGAGGCGAAUGCAUUCGGUGUCAUUACGAAUUACCGGGGGUAA
Messenger RNA from Strongylocentrotus purpuratus (purple sea urchin), 1425 nucleotides. Its product is annotated as sushi, nidogen and EGF-like domain-containing protein 1. Gene Ontology annotation, biological process: cell-matrix adhesion. The transcript has 8 exons. The record is from RefSeq and is a predicted model, not a curated record. NCBI's taxonomy places the organism in Eukaryota, Metazoa, Echinodermata, Echinoidea, Camarodonta, Strongylocentrotidae. Bases 46 to 1425 code for a protein of 459 amino acids.